This is a messenger RNA of Cyclospora cayetanensis, 2385 nucleotides long. RefSeq lists its product as uncharacterized. The transcript is spliced from 3 exons. Lineage: Eukaryota; Apicomplexa; Conoidasida; Eucoccidiorida; Eimeriidae. Gene Ontology annotation, molecular function: protein binding. The record is from RefSeq and is a predicted model, not a curated record. Bases 1 to 2385 code for a protein of 794 amino acids.
AUGUCAGCUGUUGAAGACUCCCUAGCCUCUUUGAAGGCAGAUGUUGCCUCAUGGCUGCACCGGCUACAGCAUGGGUCGGACCCUCAAUCUCAAGACCCUGUGUUUGAGGGGAUGGUCAGAGACCUGCUGCAAUACGACGCAACGCUGCAGGCGUUGGAACGGGGGGUUCGAGUGUACAUGGAGGGAGUUGAGGGUUUGUGUCAGGGUUUAGAACAGCUCAGUGAGGCGGCGGUAUUGGGUUUAACCAAGAGGAGUGACAGCUGUAUUUGCAGAGACGUUUGCCGCUACAGAGAGUCCAUUCACCGCAUCAGCAGGGCUGACGCUCCCCAUGCUGCUCUGUCUCGUCUAAAAAGAGAUUUGGCGUUUAAUGUUCUGGAGCCGCUCAGAAAGCACAGAGAACACAACAAGCAGCUCAAGCAGCAGUUCCAACUGAGACGAAGAAGGCUCGCCGAGCUCAUCAUCGCAAAGCGGCAUCUGGAACGGAUACACCAGCAGCACCUAGACAAGGAACAGCCGCAUCACGCAGAGGCGGAGCGAUGCUCUGGAAACGGUGCGGAUGGAGAGGAUUGCGCAGAGGAACAAGGGUUGAUGGAUGGAAUCAUCCGGGGGAACCGCGUGGUCGGAGUUCCUCCCAAGGGGAGUUGCGUUCCUCAGUCUUCUUCUCUCGGCGUUUCAGCUUCUCUGUCUCGCGCAUUGCAGGACCAUCAGCGGAGCGGCUGUUAUGAUGGAGCGACCGCUGCGGCGGCAGAGGCCGCAGCAUCGGCGUACACCAGCUUCAAGCAAGUUGAUGACGUUUUGUUUGAGUGGCUCCAAGUGCUUGAGUGCUACAGAUGCGACAUAUUUGACUCUCUUCUGCAGACUCUCAAGUACCUACAGUACGAGUUUUUCGCAGGGGCUGCCCAUGCCGUAAAUUCAGUCCUCCCAAAGAGGAUGGAAUUCCGGCCGAUGGUGGAAAUGACACCCCAACAGCUUCUACCUUUGGUGGAGUUGGAGUUAGAGGCUCGCGCCAAUAGUCCUCCUGUAGACCCCUCUUCCUUUUCCUUCGGCUCCGGAGGUGGUGUAUCGGCGACAGAGAGGCUCCUAGAUAGAUGGGAGCGAGAGGCAGCUGCGGAUGCUGCUGCAGUUGCGCCUGCAUCAUCGUCGGCGCCAACAGGGUCCUCACCUACACAUCUACCAGCAGUAGAAACGGCGGCAGCAGAUGUCGACAUAUUGUCUUUGGCGGUUUUGACUGGCCAGGGGUUUGGGGAGAAAGAAUCCCGAUUGGCACUCUUGCGUUUUGGGAAUGACACACAAGCAGCACUUGAGUGGCUGCUAGACGGGGGUGCAAGCCUACUGCUGGAGCAAGCGGCCCCGCAGGAGCGAAAGCAGGAGCAGCAGCAAGGAUCCGACAAUUCGAAUUCUUCAUUGGUAGCGGGAUCAGGAUCGGGAGGUGCUGCGGCAACGACGGCAGCCGUGGCAGCAGCAGCAAUGGCAGCAAGCGGUGAGCUGGACGAAGUGCGCCUCCCGACAACACUCAAGUGGGUGCAGAAGCUGAAGGAGGCCAGAAGGAAGGAGAUCCUUGCUUGGAAGCAGCGAAGAGCCGAACGAGAUGCUGAGCGGGAAGUUGCCUCUGGUGAUGCAGGCGGUUCUGCUGCUGGUCCUAGCGGCAGUCGAAGGAGUAGCGGCGGUGCACAAGGCAGAGGUGGGGGAAGGAGGCCAGUGGCGAGGGAUGGAAAUAUAAGUGCUAAGGAGAGGCAUACCGUUAGAGGACGGAUGCAUUCAGGGCAUCACAUACCAGACCUUCAAAGGAGCACCACUGGAUCCCGUGCCCAGUGCGAAGCUGUAGAGUCGCAGGAAGACGCGAAGUGCGAUGCUCCUGCUCACAGCGGCGACUGCAACGGCAAAGGCAGUGACGAAUCCGCAUCAGGGGGCAUUUUCCCUUGUGCUGCAGCUCUUCCCGAGUCUUCAAUCACCGAAAGCUCAGAACCGAAGGGGCCUCCGGAGGUGCCAGAUGUGGACGAGAGAGCCACGAGGGUUGAGAGUUCCGGAGGAGUAGAUCUGCUGAGUUUGAGCCCUGAAGGGGCCCCCGUAGCAGCAGAAAAUACGGCUGCCGUGGGUGCCCCCGGCAUCAGUCUUUUGGAUUUGGAAGAGGAUGCAACAAGCUUUGGUUCCGACCUAAAGACGUUGCCGCUGCCUGGCUUGUUGGGGUCUUUCGAUGCGUCCAAGUGCGCGUGGAGCAGAGAGAAGGAAAACGAGAGGCUCGUGAAGGAGGAGACGCUGGCACUACGGCAGCGGCUGCAGCGUGAGGCGGAAGCAGAUCGCGAUCAAGGACAGCAGAAGCAACAGAAACAGAGUAUCCAGAUGCCAGCUUGUGCAAAAUUUACACUUUACUACUACCUCGAGUAA